Molecule: messenger RNA, 306 nt
Organism: Rotaria sp. Silwood1
Lineage: Eukaryota; Metazoa; Rotifera; Eurotatoria; Philodinida; Philodinidae
Source: the annotation of a GenBank genome assembly
AUGUCUUCUGGUUUUACAGGUAAGCAAACACUAAGUGUUUCAUCAUUUGUUUCCUUUUUACCAAAUUCUGAUAUUGAAACAGCAAAACCACAUGCUGCUAGACGUUUACGAGCUCCACUUAUGGGUCGUUCAAUCAUGUCAAUAUUAAAUGAUGAUGAUUCCGAUUUAUCUAAAAAUGAUACAAAUGAUAUAUAUAGUAAUGAUGAAAAUGAAUUGAUGAAACUUAAUAAACAACGUUUACUUUUGGCAUUAUUAAAUCGACCAAGAUGGAUUGAUUCGAAAAGAAGAGGACCACUUUUUGGAUAA